This is a messenger RNA of Suillus subalutaceus, 1892 nucleotides long. Its product is annotated as general amidase. The record is from RefSeq and is a predicted model, not a curated record. Bases 46 to 1707 code for a protein of 553 amino acids. The transcript is spliced from 10 exons. NCBI's taxonomy places the organism in Eukaryota, Fungi, Basidiomycota, Agaricomycetes, Boletales, Suillaceae.
UGUUUUUAUCAAAUAAGGGAUGACUCUUUUCCUUCUAGUCGAGCUAUGGCCAAUUCCAUCCCCACAGACAUACCGCACUGGACUGCUCUAGUUGCGGAGAAGAAGCAAAGGCAACUAGAAUCUAUUCCACGGGAGUGGAUUGUGACUCCACCUUCGGACUCUACUCUAGAUGUAUCUGCUUUUCCAGAGACAUCACCAAUACUUCCGGUGAAUGUUUUGUUGGAGAAACUUGCAAGUGCUGCAUGGACAGCUGUAGACGUGACCAUCGCAUUCUACAAGAGGGCCAUCGUUGCUCAUCAACUUGUCAAUUGCUUGACGGAAAUUUUUGUUGAUCGUGCAUUGGCCCGAGCGGCUGAACUCGAUGAUUACUUGAAGAACACAGGGAAGGUCGUUGGCCCCCUUCACGGGCUACCAAUCUCCCUGAAGGAUCAACUAUGUAUCAAGGGACUAGAAACCACCAUAGGGUAUGUUUCGUGGAUUGGGCAGUAUGCGGAUAAAAACGCAGUGCUGGUCGACGUUUUGAUUGAGUGCGGAGCUGUGCCAUUUGUCCGCACUAACGUUCCGCAAACCCUUGCAUGGCCAGAAACCUUCAACAAUGUCUUCGGCCGGACGACAAACCCAUACAACCGCGCUCUGACCUCGGGUGGGUCAUCAGGAGGAGAGGGUGCAUUAAUUGCCCUCAAAGGAAGCCCCUUGGGAGUUGGUUCUGAUCUCGGAGGCUCUGUUCGUAUUCCCUCUGCGUUCUGCGGCCUAUACGGCCUUAGACCAUCAUACGGGCGUGUACCGCACUAUGGUGCCCGUGGCACACUUGAUGGCCAAGACUCGGUUCUCCCCGUGUUCGGUCCCAUGACAAGCAGCGUCGUCGGUAUCAAAAUCUUCAUGAAAGCUGUGGUUAACGCUAAACCAUGGCUCAAUGACCCUCUUGUUAUUCGGAAGAAGUGGGACGAAGACGAGUACAAUCUUGUGGACCAUGGGUCUGGCAAGGAUUUGUGCUUUGCAAUUAUGUGGGAUGAUGGUGUCGUUGUUCCCCACCCACCUAUCAGGAGGUCUCUGGAAAUCGCCAAAGCGGCUCUUCAGAAGGCGGGCCACAAAGUUGUUGACUGGAAACCCAUCAAGCACAGGUUACUUGGAGAUAUUACGCGAGACAUCUGGAACGCCGCUUCCGCUGAGGAAUUCAUGGUCACGACCUCUGUCACGGGAGAACCAAUAAUUACAUCGAUGGAAUUGGACAACGCAGAUGCCGCGGUAUCAUCCUUCCGUCCUCAGAAUAGCGGCAUCACCGCAUACCAGCUCUGGCAAGUGCAGAAACUGCGUCAAAAUAUCCGGAAAGAAUAUUUAGACCACUGGGAAGCAACUGCGUCAGAGACUGGGACAGGACGGCCUGUCGACGCUAUCAUCUGUCCAGCUGCACCGUUUGCGGCAACUCCCCAUGGGAAGAACAGAUAUGUUGACUACACGGCCGUUUGGAAUGCGCUCGACUAUCCUGCCGCUAUUUUCCCUGUGACCACUGUCGACUCCACUCUCGAUAGGAAGGCGCCUCCUCAUGCUUUCUACGACGAGUUCGAUAAGGACGUUUACGAAAUGUAUGAUCCGGAGAAAUUCAAAAACGCCCCUGUUUGUUUGCAACUUGUCGGUCGGACUCUGGAAGAAGAGGCGGUCAUAAGGAUGACAGAAAUAGUCGAUGCGGCGAUGCCAACUGCAAAAUAAGUCCAAGGUAUACCUUCAAAACGCAGAGCACUGAUUAUGAAUUCAUACUGAAUAUACCCCUUGGUCCAGUAUAUGUUGUAUCUUAUUGGCGCUGGCACGCAUAUUGAACUACUACUUUGCAUUGUGGUCUCACACGAAGUCCCUCACCUGAUCCUUGAACCACGCCUUAUCUCGUGACAGACGGU